This is a messenger RNA of Salarias fasciatus (jewelled blenny), 4443 nucleotides long. Its product is annotated as piggyBac transposable element-derived protein 4-like. The transcript has 2 exons. NCBI's taxonomy places the organism in Eukaryota, Metazoa, Chordata, Actinopteri, Blenniiformes, Blenniidae. The record is from RefSeq and is a predicted model, not a curated record. The coding region runs from base 2198 to 4042 and encodes 614 amino acids.
AAACACACUUACUGCAAUAUAAUUUUCCUGCAAUCUAAAGUAUUAUUCACAAAAAAUGCUGAUCUAAAUGCCUGAAUUUGGUGAUCUUGUGCACUCAGGGAUUAAGGUUCAGAUUUUGUCUUACACUUGUGAUUAGCAUUAACUUGUUUUUAGCUGAGAAUAAGAAGGAAUAAAUCAGGAAUAUAGUGAACAAUGUCAUUUUCCCUUGAAAGGGUUGGAAGAAUAAUUAAAAAAGAUGUUUCACUCAUAUAAUUCCAUUUUUUAUAUACAUGUCAAUGAUCACCUCUCAUCUAUCACAGCUGAGAGCAAAAACAUUCCAGUAAAAGAAAUAUGUGGGAGUGGAGGAAAAGACUGGGCAGAGAAUAACGUUUGAAGGAAUGAAAAGAAUGAAGUAAAAAAGACCAUUUGGCUCCUCUGGUGAUUCGCUGCAGGGUCGCCAGGCUGAGCUCUCAGCACAUGUAAUGUUUUUCCUAAAAUGCAUCACAUCCUCUGUGUGUGUGUGUUAUUAAUGAAGACAUAUCUUGGUUCAGUAGCAGAGUUGGGAGUAAAACACACAUUCCAGAGUUUUCAGGAAUUCAAUUACUGUAAAUUAACUAACAAGUGCUGAAUGAUUCAUAAGACAGUAAUUUGAAAACUCUGACAAGACCACUACAUUUUAACCAAACUGUCCCAGAACAAUAGGAAAGAAAUGGAUUUUUAUGGGAAUGUUGUUAAAAGAGGCAAUUUGAAAGGUAUCUUUUUACAUUUUUAAGAGGUUGCAGGAUAUCAAUUUUGAAGUCUGCAAGCUAAAACGAUGGUAUUUCAUUAUUUUUAGUAUAUAUAUAUUUGUCUAUUCCAGACAUACAGUUUUUAUACAUUAAACUGUACUGUAUUUUUGUUGAAACAAGCACAGAUUCUUUGCUUAGCAAUUACAUGUUUAAAAUGAAACGUAGAAAACUCAGAAUCAGCCACCAGUCACCCGCAGAAGGGACGCAAAACUUAAUAAAUCAAAAUAAAUCUAGCCAUUUUAGAAGUUUGUGUUCAAUCAGCUACAUUAAAAUACAUUUAUUAAAUGACGGUUUAGUUAAAAAAAUGGAAAUGAGUUCAAUUUUACUUUGCAGACUGUUGGAAUAUAACUUCAAAGUACCACUAGAGGGCGACAGAGCGCAUCUACAGUCUGUUUUGUAUUGUAUUGUUUUGUUGUAAGCACAACACUUAUCUUUUCCCCACACACUCUGUCACUUUUGGGUAUUCAUUUCUUUUGUAAUCUAACAUAUCAGACACCUCAGCAGUUCAUCAGAAUGUAACUUUUUCAUGUUUUUGAUGAAAGUUUUGAUGCAAAAUUCUGAGGUGAAGCUCCUAUAAUCACACUCCUAUCAUCAUACACUUGUUCUUCCAAGUUCCAUAAUUGAAAACUACAUCGCCUACCAUUAUCUUAAAAACAAGAAUUAAUUUAGUUAUGUUUCCCCAUUAAACGCAAUUUGCUGACAGCUUGAAAAGAAAUUCAAUUUAAUAAAGUUAAUCUGCAUUAUGCGUUUUCGCAAAGGGUGCUGUUUGGCGCGCAGACUAGCGGCUCUCGCAGUGAUGGGAAGUCGGGCUCUUUUCAGAGAGUCGGCUUUUUUAGCUCAACUCCCAGAGAAGAGCCAACUCUUUCGACUCCCGGACGACUCUUUGUUGUUGUAAAAACUGAUAGCUUGUGGACUGUGGGAUGGGGGGGAACGUUUAUCGGGAGAGGGGGCGUGGUUUCCGCUCGGACUGUUUUGGUGUGACACUCAUUCAUUCUCACGUGUUCUUUGCUUGGAAAGCUUGGAGUUCUUUGCUGAACACGCCGCUUCCGACUCCCGCUCUUCGGCUCUUCAAGCUUAUGUUUAGUGUUUUUAUGAAAAUCGCAGUAGUAGUUGGAACCGCCCGCGUCUGUUCGAAAGUUUCGGCGAGACUUGAUGCAAUUUGAAGCCUUGACGAAAACGUUUUAGUGCCACCUCAGAGCGCAAAACAGCACAUUUGGAGUGUUGUGACUGCAGGCUGCAGCACAAGGUAAGAACGCGCCGUGCAGGCAGUAGACAUGAUUUAUUAACUGCUGAAUUGUAUUGAAAUAACAGUUUUACUCAGGCUGUAUCAUGUGAUGCCGUCAUUAAUCCUGUUAGGCCUGACCAUGUGUUCAACAUGCGUAUUUUUAUUCUUUUUUUUUCCCCCCUGUUGAAAAUAAGUUCCCUCAGCUAUGGAGGAGGAGGAAGGAAACUCCAUCUGCAUGCAGUAUUCAUCAUCUGAAGAUGAGGACCUACUGUUUCCCGACAAUCCCAUUGAGGAUGUGGACUACACUGCCCCGUUAUCGUUUUCGGAAAGCGAUGAAGAGUAUGAGCUACCCAAAAAGACCCCGCGGAAGAAACGCGGAAGAAGAACUGCUCCAGGAGAAUCACAGCCAUCGGCACCUCCCCCCACCACAGAGAAGAGACGACGCUCCUCUCUGGAAAAUUCCACUGCAGCCACUCAGCCUACAGAGAAGCCGUCGGCACCUACAGGGAGUGAGACCAGGUGGCGUGACCGAGACGAAGAGGACAGCAAACCUGUCCCGUUCAGAUUUGUGCCGGCCAGGACCCCCGGUCCUACGUUUCCCACCACCACAGCGUGGUCUCCCCUCAGCCUCUUCCAGCUUUUCUUUUCAGCAUCUGUUGUGCAGAAAAUCAUUGACAAUACAAACAAAAAUGCUGUGAGAAGAAAAAACGCUGGGUUGAAAUACAAGUGGGAAGAGCUCACCAUGAAGGAGUUCUAUGUCUUCAUGGCCAUUCUCCUCUUCACUAGCCUUGUGUCAGUCCACCACAGGUCAGACUAUUGGAGGAAGAAAUGGCCAUACAAUUUCUCCUUCCCUGGUGACCACAUGACCAGGGACCGCUUUGAGGCCAUUAUGUGUUCGCUUCACCUCAGCGACCCAAAAGAGGAUGAGGAAAAUGAGGAAAAAAAACACACCGCUGAGUACGACAGGCUUUUCAAGCUGAAGCCUCUCUACACAGAGAUCGUCAACGCCUGUAAAGCUCAUUUCCAUCCAUACCAGAAUAUCUCCAUUGAUGAGCGGAUGGUUGGAAGCAAAGCCAGGAUCAGCAUAAAACAGUACAUGAAGAACAAACCAACGAAGUGGGGAUACAAACUGUUUGUGCUGGCUGAUUCAGUAACAGGCUAUACCUGGAAUUUUUUUAUAUAUACAGGUAAAAGUGAAUCCUCCACACCUCACGGUCUGUCCUACUCCUCAGUAAUGGACCUUAUGCCUUUCUCUGCCCUUGGUAGCGGCUACACCUUGUACACAGACAAUUUUUAUACAAGCCCCGCUCUCUUCACCGAUCUGUUGGCUAAGAAGAUUGGCUCUUGUGGUACCAUUAGACAAAAUCGAAUUGGCCUCCCUCAGACACUCACCAAUGACCUACCCAAAACGGCUGAAAGGGGGGACAUUCGUUGGGUCAGGAAUGGCCAGCUAUUAUACGUGAAAUGGAUGGACACAAGACAGGUAGCGAUGUGCUCCACGGUCCACCAGGCCUACAGCGGACAGACGGUGACGAGAAAGCUGAAAGAGGCUGGGGUGUGGACCAACAAGGUCAUCCCAGUUCCCGACAGCAUCAAGGACUACAACUGCUACAUGGGUGGCGUGGAUUUAUCGGAUGCACUAAUAAAAUCUUACUCUAUCCACAACAAAGCCAUACAGUGGUAUAAAACUUUUUUUUUCCACUUUGUGGACAUUGCAACAGUGAACAGUUACCUGCUGCACAAGGAGGUGUUGAAGUUGCAACGGGACCCCAGCCAGACGCAGCCCUUGACCCACAAGCUCUUCAAGGAGAAGCUGGCCCAGGAGAUGCUGGAGUUUGCCGUGGGCUUAGCGGCCCCCCCGCCCCCCUCCACCUCCUGCAUGCCCUUAUUCAACGACAGCCAGGAAGGUCGGGCCAGGAGGUACUGCAAGAGGUGCCACGACACCGGAACGCCCCGAGUGAAGACGGCUGUGGUGUGUCGGAAAUGUCAGGUUCCUCUCUGCCUCACCUCAAAGAGGAACUGCUUCCAGCUGUGGCACGAUGGACAGUGAUGUAUGUGUGUUACUGUCCAGGACAAUGUGUAAUGUGUAAAUAGUUGUUUGGGUUUUAUGUGUAUGAUUUUAAUUUUUUUAUAGAAGUAUUUCUAUAGAUGUUAAAAUUGUAUAAGAAGUGAGGGUAACGGCGGUGUUGCAUUUUUUUCUACAACAUUUUUUUUUUAUGUAUUUCAGAAUAUUUACCGGAAUGUGUGUCAGUCAUAUUGCAGCAGUUGUAUGUCUUGAAGAAAAACAGGGGGGGUGUUUAAAUAAGCUCGUCCUCUGCCCACUCCCUUUCGAGCUGGAGCUGACUCAUUCGUUUUUUCUUUUCUUUGUUGCUGUUUUUAGUUUCCUCGAAGUUGAAUUUUUUUUUUCUUGGUUGUUUUUUUUUUGUCUGACUUGAAAUAAAGACAUUCAAU